CUACAUUUCAUAUAUUUUUCGAUAUUCCUGCUCUAUCCGUCUAUCCUGUUCUUUCGAUCCAAAUAUGUCAAAAACGAGCUUUCUUGACAUCCAGUAUAGCAUCUCGAAGCGCAAGUUCCUUCGAAAACCAUCUCGGAUGUUCUCUGGUGGUGACCGCCAACUUUCUGGGAUUCCUAUGUUCCAGCCGGACAUAAACGAGACGAAACGCGUUUUUGACAAGUUUGAUCGUGAUAAAGAUGGGAAGAUAUCGAGGGGCGAAUAUAAGGCCAUAGUUAAAGCACUCCGACAAGAGGGUGCAGAGAGAGACAUACAGAAGAUAUUUGAGGUGGCGGAUUUGGAUGGUGACGGGUUUAUUGAUUUCAAGGAGUUUGUGGAGGUGCAGAAGAAAGGUGGUGGCGUGAAGGCGGUGGACGUGCAGAGUGCGUUUCGAACGUUUGAUUUGGAUGGCGAUGGUAGGAUAAGCGUGGAGGAAGUUUAUGAGUUGAUGAGGAGGCUUGGGGAAAGGUGUAGCUUGCAAGAUUGUCGGAAGAUGGUUCGAGCCGUGGAUGCGAAUGAAGAUGGUGUGAUUGAUAUGGAUGAGUUCAUGACGAUGAUGACCCAAAACAUGAAGAUAUGAUUGUUAUUAUUAUUGUUACUGUUUUACGGUUGGUUUGUGGUUUAAAUGAAUAUUUGGUCAAAUUUGUGCUACAUAUUGUACGUUAAAUGGUUCAAAAGAUAUCCCUAUUAAU
Molecule: messenger RNA, 728 nt
Organism: Cynara cardunculus var. scolymus (artichoke)
Lineage: Eukaryota; Viridiplantae; Streptophyta; Magnoliopsida; Asterales; Asteraceae
Product: calmodulin-like protein 1
Exons: 1
Coding region: 65-616 (183 amino acids)
Molecular function (GO): calcium ion binding
Source: RefSeq, a predicted model, not a curated record